Messenger RNA from Diospyros lotus (date-plum), 648 nucleotides. RefSeq lists its product as uncharacterized. The transcript has a single exon. The record is from RefSeq and is a predicted model, not a curated record. NCBI's taxonomy places the organism in Eukaryota, Viridiplantae, Streptophyta, Magnoliopsida, Ericales, Ebenaceae. Bases 1 to 648 code for a protein of 215 amino acids.
AUGGCAAAGUUUGUCAAUAGUACAAGGGCAAGAAUGCAAAGCUUGGAAACUCAAAUUGGACAACUUGCCCAAGCAAUUUCAGAAAUACCACAAGAAGGCUUGCCUAGCAAUACUAAGAAGAAUCCAAGGGAGCAUGUAAAAGCCAUCACUUUGCGAAGUGGAAAAGAAUUGGAAAGUAAAGAAAAACAUGAAGAACAUUCAAAAGAGGAAGAAAUCCAAGAGCUUAAAGCUAAAGAAAAUGAUCAUGAGUUAUCAACGGAGAAAAAGAUGUCAAGUUAUGCCAAAUUUUUGAAAGACAUAAUUGUAAGCAAAAGAAAGUUGGAGGAAUUUGUGAUGAUGAAACUUAAUGAAGAAUGCUCUGCAAUUCUACAAAAUAAAUUGCCUCCAAAACUUAAGGAUCCAGGGAGCUUUUCUGUUUUCAUGAAACUUGGAUUAAAAGAACCAACACCCACCAUUGUUUCUCUUCAGUUAGCUGAUAGAAGUAUCAAAUAUCCAAGGGGAGUAAUGGAAGAUGUUUUGGUAAAAGUGGAUAAAUUUAUUUUUCCUAUUGACUUUAUUAUUCUAGACAUGGAAGAGGAUCAUGAUAUGCCCUUAAUUUUAGGGAGACCUUUUCUCACCACCGGGAGAGCUUUAAUUGAUGUCCAAUAA